AUGGGUGAUGAGAUUUCCGCAGACGAGAGGGCAGAAAUCGGUGCAAGUCUUGUGCUUUUAGCCCCACCCAGACAAACUAAUGAAGUGGUCAAGGAUGUCAAAGUUCUUGCCGGCCAAAAUUCUCUCAUUGAGGGGAAAAUUCUCAGGAGUCUACUGCAGUACGCUAUGGAGCAAACUAUACAGGUCACCUUGCCUGGAAGUUCAGUAAAUACCCUCGUUACUGAACAUGGGCACCUGGGUGACGGGAAAUUCCUUUGUCCGAGGUCACAUAAAUCUUUCAGACUUGAUCUCUUUACACAUUCUGUGGCUGAUGUCUCCUCUCUUAGGCCUGAUGAUUGCGGAGGUGGUAGCAUUAAACUAGAACCUUGGAGAGCUGCGAUUGAGGGUGCUCUCACAGGCUACAUGAGUCAAAAUUUUCCCAAUGGUGCUGUCUCCGUGUUUGCCCCAGCGGAUUCCAAAAAUCCUUCAAUUGUGAUCUAUGUCGAAUCUAGUUUUCAGCAGAGUUUUCGAAGUGGUCGCUGGAGGUCGCAAUGGACAUUGACCAUACCUGACGAAAUCGAGGGUGCAGUCUGCCAGGGUUCUGGCGAAAUCAGAAUCCAGACGCAUAUUUUUGAAGAGGGGAACGUUCAGCUUCUCUCCUCCAAGUCAUUCAAGUUUGAAGUUGUAGCAAAAUCACCGGAAAUUCUUGGACGGGAAGUUUGCAAGAAAAUAACCGAAUGUGAUUCGGAUUAUCAGGCGAUCGGAAGCAAUCUGACCGAAAUGUCUAGUAAAUGGUUCAAAGCGCUGCGUCGUCAGUUGCCAAUGGCUAAGUCCAAGAUUGACUGGGAUAAAAUUGCCUCCUAUCAGGUGGGCAAUGAAUUGGCGCAUUCCACCUCCGUCGUCACACCCACUUCUCCCUCUUGA
Molecule: messenger RNA, 903 nt
Organism: Echinococcus granulosus
Lineage: Eukaryota; Metazoa; Platyhelminthes; Cestoda; Cyclophyllidea; Taeniidae
Product: F-actin-capping protein subunit alpha
Exons: 7
Coding region: 1-903 (300 amino acids)
Biological process (GO): barbed-end actin filament capping; actin cytoskeleton organization
Cellular component (GO): actin cortical patch; F-actin capping protein complex
Molecular function (GO): actin filament binding
Source: RefSeq, a predicted model, not a curated record